Messenger RNA from Paramuricea clavata, 1001 nucleotides. Lineage: Eukaryota; Metazoa; Cnidaria; Anthozoa; Malacalcyonacea; Plexauridae. The record is from the annotation of a GenBank genome assembly.
GGGCCCCGAACAGCUACGAGCCUUGAAGGAUCAGAACAGUGAGAAAACUAACCUUAAAUACGGCGAAAUCAUCGCGAUAUUCUACAAGUUUCUAUCGUCAUACCAAAACCCAGCCAAAGGGGUGGUAGAAGUUUGGAACAAACUGGGGGAGAGAUUUGGGUCGGACGUGGUGCUGACGAAAGCUUAUCUUGACAAGAUAAGAGGCUUUCCGAAAGUUGGCUACUGGGACAAUAAAAAACUCCAGGAGCUUGGGGACCUUCUACUCAGCCUACAGUGUGCUAAAGAUGACGGUCAGCUGAAAGGACUCAGAAUCCUUGAUGAACCAAUUUUCCUAAGACCUAUCACAGAGAAGCUUCCCAACGAUAUCCAGAGCAGGUGGCAAAGACACACUACUCUCAGGUGCAAAAGAGAAAAACACACCGACUACCCACCAUUCUCCGAGUUCUCCAAGUUUGUGCAAGACAUUUCCUUGGAGAGGAACGAUCCCAACCUCGUUAUUGAGCAUCCUACAAACGAUGACCCCCUAUGCAGCAAACCUAGGCAAACUUUCAAAACUGAUAUGAAGAGCGAUCACGAUGACGACUUUCGCGACGUCACCCAGUACAAUCCCAACAACUGUGUUUUGCAUGAAAUGCCUCACCCCACUCACGUCAUAUUGCGCCUUCCGUGCAAAGUCGAUAGAAGAACGGAAAAGUCUCGUAAGAAAACACCGCCUUUGUUUUCGGUGCCUCGCCUCAGUCUCUCACAUGGCCAAGGACAGCAAAUUCCCUGUGAAAUGCUCGGAAUGCGGUAGCGACAUACACUUAGAAGCAUUGCACGUAGAUCACCCUCCAAAACCUCCUAAGCCUGGAAUUGAUCAUGGCGGGGCGGGGAGGAAAGAGACGGUCAUAAACCACCUUGAAGUGACGACAGCAAGAGAAGGGUCAAAACGAUGUUGUGACCGACCCGUCACUGAUGUCCUGCCUAUCAUUUCUGUGCACGAACUAAACAAGCAACAUUAA